This is a messenger RNA of Drosophila serrata, 7213 nucleotides long. RefSeq names its product transcription factor Spt20 homolog (gene Spt20). The record is from RefSeq and is a predicted model, not a curated record. Lineage: Eukaryota; Metazoa; Arthropoda; Insecta; Diptera; Drosophilidae. Gene Ontology annotation, molecular function: transcription coregulator activity. Gene Ontology annotation, cellular component: SAGA complex. Gene Ontology annotation, biological process: regulation of transcription by RNA polymerase II.
UACGAUUGUUGGCAUUCGCACGGCACGAAUCAUACAGUACAUUUACAUUGCAAAAAAUCCUAAAACAAAGUUUUUAAACAAUUAAAAGCGAGCAGUUUACGGCGUGUUAUUAGAGAACCAGCCCAGCGUUCGCCUCCCCACCGCACCAGAGCGCGCGACCUUUCCGUUUCGCCGAGCAGCAUCGCCAGAAAGAGGGUCGUCGACGGCAGAGGGGCGCAGAGAGAAAAUGUCACGCAAAGCAGCAGCAGCAGCAGCAGAAAAAGAGUGAAGAAAUAUCAGAAUCCAUCGUCGGUCGGGUCGGGCUCACCGAAAACACUGCAGCCAGGGAGACGCUCCCUGGAAUGGUUCACAGCCAGUUGUAAUUCACAGGGACAGACACCUGCGAGCGCAAUGCGAACAACGCCGAUCCUGGCCAGGCCUGCGAUCAAACUCAGUCCCCAGCGUUGGCUUGGAUGUCGUCGGUAAUUGGUGCUGCCUCAGUUAGGACCCUCCUCGCAAUCCGCUGGCACGAUGCAAAGCCUGGACUCCUCCUGCCAAGAAGCCGACUUUAUCAUAAAUGACACGCUCAAGAAGCUAAAGGGCUCCAACAAUGCUGACCAUGCCUCGGGAAUAGCGCACACUGUGGUUCAAGCUCACGGGUCGAGUGUCCACCAGCAGCAGUUCGUGCAGUUUCAGACGGCGUCUUCCCCCAACCAUCAGCUACAAACGCAGCAGACGCAGUCGUACCACCAUCUACACUCUGGGCUUCAUCAGCAGCAGCAGCAGUCCCCCGUCACGGUCACCUUUGCAACCACCAGCAAGUCGUACCUGGAGGCCAGCCUGCUGCAGGCCAUACCACAGAUUCCUGCCCAACCGCCCAUCUGCAUCUUCGAUGACGACGACUCCCCCACCGAAGGGGCGGGGGCAGGGGGCUCCCUGGGCAUACUCACGGAGCCCACCUCGGCCACGCCCACCGGACUGCCCACAGCGAUCGCUCCGUCGCCUUCGUCGUGCUCGUCAUCCACCACGACGUUGUCGAACUUCAAUUCGAUCACGUCACCCUCACCAGUGGUUCCCGACUUGCUUCUGUCCACGCCGCCUGGCGUCAACUCCAGCCUGAGCCUGAGCCUGAGUACCAGCUCGACGGGAGCGACGCCUGCCACAGCAGCAGUUACAUCUAGUAAGAAGCCGGAUAAGCGACCCCCCUCUGCAAAUUCAUCAUCCGGUGGCGCCGGACACCAUUCGCACCAUCAUCACCUUCACCAGUCUCAUAACCACCACGUCCAGGCAUCGCCCACGUCGUCGCCGAACAAGCGCCAAAAGUCCAACAGCAGUAGCAAGGAAUGCAGCUCCUCUAGUCGCAGCUCAGCUCUACCCUCCUCCGUCGCCAACACAUUGUCGGUACAAACAGCCCGUGCCGGCACUGUCUCCUCCAAUAGCCACAGCAGUAGCAGUUCCUCGUCGAAGCCUCCGUCUUCGUCUGUCGGUCAGCCGAGCAGCAGCAGCAAGUUCUUUAACCUCCACGAGAAAAUAAGAGACCUGUAUCUGCAGCUGCUCAGUAACGACCUUAACUAUUUCGCUGAGACCGGGCUAAAACAGCGUACGCGCUCCUUCACCCUGGAGCGGCUGGUGGAGCGGGAAAAACUCAAUACAAUCGUUGUCAACCUUUAUCCCGGCAACAAGGGAUAUUCCUUGGCGCUGCACUACGACGAGAACCUGAUGCUGAACCCUCAAACUAACGAAUGGUCUGCCACUGGUUUGAAAGAAGAGUGCAUCGGCGAUGGUGCGGGAACUGUAGGACAACGGAGCGGACGCAGCAAGACGACGAAUGCCGACGAGAGCCAAGUCAAAGUGGAGACCGGGCAGGUCAAGCAAGACUACAGUUUGGUGGAGGUGCUGCGAUGGCCUUACGAAAACGACCUAUUGCUGCAGUGCAUCGAUCGCGAGAUGCUACCUGAGUUUCUUAUGGAUCUGCUCAGCGCAGAGACCGUCAGUCUGUCGGACGCCCGAGGGACACGGGUGUACGUGAAGCCAAGCGUGUUCUACGCGGGCUGCGUCAUCGCGCAGAUCCGCGACUUCCGCCAGACAUUUGCCACCUCAACGAAUAUCUGUGAUAUGAAGCACAUCCUGCUCAGGCCCACAAACGCCACCCUCUUCGCGGAAGUGCAGCAAAUGGGCAGCCAGCUGCCGGCGGAGGACAAACUUGCUUUGGAGAGCCAGCUAGUGUUGGCUACUGCGGAGCCGCUGUGCCUGGAACCGGAUCCAAGCAUAGGAAGGCAGGCCAUCAACGCCCAGCACCAGCGGCAGCUCUUCAAUUCCCACGAACUGCGCCGCCAAAUGAAGAAGUUCACUCAGACGGCCAUCAAUCGGAAGCGCAAGUUGGACCAGUUUACACAUCACCAUGGCCUGGAACUGUGCGACUAUCUGGCUCGCCUACGCCAGCGGCCGCGUGCGGGUAGUAGCAGCGGCACAGGCACCGCCACACCGGCAACUGCCCCCACGAACAAUCCGCUCGUUGGAGCCAUGCUUUCCUCGUUUACCUCGAAGGUGCCCCGGCGACCCCACGAGGUCAUACGGCCCAUUCGUCCGCCCUGCCUAGACUAUCCCGCCAAUCUUAAGGUGCCCGAGCACGUGAUUAGCGUAGAGAAGUACGCAACCUUCGAGCCCCUAAACGAGUUCAGUGAGGCGUGCAAGGACGGGUGCCAGCCCAACUGUCGACACAACUUCCAGCCGCAGCUUGUCGAGGAGUACGUGCUCGAGACGGAACGCGAGGCGACCGAAGGCCGGCGGGCGCUGUACCACAUCAAGCUGUCCAUCUUUCAACGUCCCUCCGAUGCCGAAUAUCUGGGCGAGUUGUACGUGGACCGGGACUAUAGGGAGGGCGAGCGCAAUGGAGAGUCGUGCCGCUUUGCGUUGGGAACGCGGGUUCAUGCCAAUCGGUAUAUUCAACAGUUCCGCGAUUUCACUGAAGAGGGUCGCAAGGCGGUCAAGAUCACGCAUUUGAUACCCGGACAUGUGCCAAUUGUGACCCACACGGGGCUGACGAACGAGCAGCGGAUCAUUUUGCAGCAGCAGCAGCAGCAACAACAGCAGCAGAGGCAAGCACAGUUGCAACACCAACAACAGCAACAGCAACAACACGUGGGUAAUCCUCCGCAACAGCAACAACAGCAGCCACAACAGCAGCAGCAGCAGCAACAGUUGCCCGCAACAGUGCACCAUGUGGCACUUCCGAGGCAGCAAAUCAUGCAAAAGACUUUGAAUCUUGCCGGAGGCAAUGUCAUAAACGUGCAGCAAAAUUUCCGGCAGCAGCCAGUCCAGCAGCAUCAAACUUACUCUAUUGAGCCAGCCCAACAACAAGCAGGAACACAAACUGCCACGCAACAGCAGCAGCAGCAGCACAUCCAGCUUCAACAGCUGACCACCGGCCUCAGCAAUUCCUCCACAACCACUCAUCAAGUGAGCCUGAGCAACGGUUCCCUGGUUUUAGUACAACAGCCCCAGCAGCAGCUGGCGCAGGCCCUGCAACACUCCGGUAUUAAUCAACCGGCCACCAUCCAGCAGCAGCAGCAGCAGGAGAAGGCCACAUCGGGUGCUAAUUCCGCAUUGCGUGCCCAGCUCAACUCUAGUGGGUCAAUUCUGCAAUCGCAGCUAAAAGUUCAACAGCAGCAGCAGAUCAUGCCGAAGCAACAUCAACAACAGACAACUGCCACUAGCAACACAAACAAUAAUAAUACUAAUAAUAAUAAUAAUAACAAUAAUAAUAAUAAUAACAAUAACAAUAAUAAUAAUAAUAGUAAUAUGAACAAUAAUACGGCCAUACAUCCGAAUCCUGCUAUAAAUGCCAUAGUCAACAGCAUUAUGAACUCUGCCAACCAGUACCAGCAGCAACAGCAACAGCAGCAGCAACAUCAGCAACAGCAAUCGGUCAUCAGCAGCAAUGCUGGAGCUUCUAGCGGCAAUAAUGGAAGUAGCACUGCAACGCUCAAAAACUCCAGCAACGCAUCUAUUCUGAACCUGCUCAACAGUGCGCCAGCCGCAAUGACCAGUACUCCGGUGGCCAGCGGCACUUUCACCUCCUCUACCACUGGGCAGCAACAGCAGCAACCACAGCAGACGCUGACGCUGGUGCAACAGCAGCAGUCCACUUCCGCCACCGCCGAUGCAGCCACAGCUACAUACGUACAAGCCACCCGUGGCACGCCGACGCUGGUGAAUGCCCAGCGAAAGCAGCAGUCGAGCGAGGUGCUACAGAACCUUCUGAAUGCUAACAGAAAGAUCGGGGGUGGGACGACCACGUUUCGGACUAACUCCGCCGGCAAUUUGAUAGCAGUCAAUCUGAACCAAGCGGCGCAGACGCACCACCAACAGGCGGGUGAUGGCGGACAGACCGUGCGAGUGUCCAUGUCGGCGCUGGCCUCGCAGCUGGCUUCGCCGCCGGCAGUGAUGACGAAUCCAACCACGAGCUACACAGUGAUCUCUUCGGGCAAUAAUGCUGCGACAGCUGCAGCUUGGAUUCAGAGCCCCACUGGGCCGGUGCAGCAGCGCAUACUUAGUUCGCUGAGGAGGGACAGCACCACCGUGCCGCCCAACGCGAUUGUCGUGGGAAUGGCCGCACCAUCGCCUGGCAGCGAUUCAAAUGCUUCAAAUGCUAGCGGAUUCGCGGUGCCCAACAACUUGGCAUCCACCUCAAGUGGCGGUGGUGGAACCUUGUCCGCCCUGCUGAGUAACGCUGCUACGCCCUCGCCAUCGGGCUCAGAUCAUUCGCAAUCGUCGCAGACGCAUCAGAACCAGGCGUUGCUGGAGCGACUUAGCAAUGUCACCUCCAACGUGUCCGCAGUGUCCAUGCCGCACAUGUCGCCCCAGCAGCCAUCGGCGACGCCGCAGUUUAUUACCAAAACCAUAGUGCACUCUCCCGCCACCUCCUCAAUACACUCGCCAAUGUCUAGUCCGCAUCCGCAGCCAUCUGCCUCGCCCCAACAACAGCAGCAGCAGCAACAGCAGACCACCGCUACUUUGAACCUGCAGGGCAUCAAUCUGUCGCAGCUGCAGGGAGCCAUGGCCAACUUUGCGGGUCUGCAAAAUGUACAAGUGCAGAUCCCAGGAUUCACGCAACCCAUUUCCCUGCAGUUUUCGGGAAACAGCCUUCAGCAGCAGCCGCAGCAACAGCAGCAGCAAGCGGGAAGCGUGACCACGGGCACGGGCACAACGCAGGGCCAUCAGCGCAGCGUCUUAGUAUCGGUUCCGGUCUCCAGUCACCAGCAGCAGUUGCCACACACCAUAACGCUGCAAACUCAGCCGGCUACGCACCAGCAGCAACAGCAACACGCGCCACCCACUGGCACUAUCGUCAGCCUGCCCUCGACAGUGUCUGGUACCCAGACGGUGGUCAUCACUAACAACGGCGGCGGUGCAGCCGGAAGUGGGACAAGUGGCAACGGCGGUGGCGGCGGCGGUGGUGGAGGAGCUGGCGCCGCCACCGCCAUGCUGACCCUUCCCAUUGCUCAAAUAGUCGGUGCGGGUGUACAAAAACUAAAUCCUCAAACAAUACGUACCUCAAGUGUUGGUGGUGGUGUAGGGCAGGCUCAGUCGGGAGGCAGCAACACGACGGCGGCCAUCCAGCUAGUGGGCACGAUACCGCCGCGUACCCGUAACGUCCAGGUGGUUGGCACUAAGCAAUUGGCGCCGAACAGGCAACUGAUCACCGCUCAACGACAGAUAGGAGGCUCCACGCUCAAGAUAGCCACCACGCCCGUGAAUGCAGCUGCCAAUGUGGUAACUAGCAGCGCCAACCUGAGCGCCGCUUCCAUUGUGAUGUCUACUCAGAAAUUGCAACUGAAAACAGUGAAAGCACCUAUGCAGCAGCAACAGCAGUUGCAACAACAACACCGAAUACUCAACCAACAACAAAGCACCGCCACAGUUUCGUCGCAAACUCUUCACAGCCCCAGCCAAGUGCAGAUGCAAGUGUCGCAACAGCAACAGCAGCAGAUGCAGCAUAUACAAAUAGCAGGACGGGCCGCAACCGCCUCGGGGGCCAUCAGCCAACGGACGCUAACGGCUCUGGCGGCGGCCAAGCAGCAGCAACAGCAGCAGCAACAACAGCAGCAACAGCAGGCUGCAGUCAAUCGCCGGCGCUCCACCACGGAUGCGACAAAGUAGAAAGUUAGCAAUGAAGGCGUGGGAGUUUCUAUAUGCGAAACGGGACUGAGUGUGCUACGCAUUGUGCAUUGCUUGAUAUUAUAGUUUAUGCAAAGGCCUUAUAAUAACAAGAUGCAUAACGCCGAAACAAAUUUGCGUCCCUCUAGCCCUAGCUAGCUCAAAGUUGAGAGUGUUAUGUGUGAUUAUACACAGAUCAUGCAAUUGCGUAUGUGGGCGUACAGAUCUAGAAUUCCCGAGAAUGCAUGCACACAUCGUCGGCUGCCUCUGGGUUUGAACACGAAAACUUUCGGGUCUAGAGCGUUUUCCCUCUCUGAGUUUUGAACAAUAUUUUAAGAGAACUAAAGAGAGCAUAAAAAUUCGAGGGCAAAAUAAUCGUAUGGCAUUACUCAUCUUGUUAUUUUAUGGUCUUUGGUUUAUGGUUACCUCCUAUCAAUACUAUCGUACAUACAUUGUAUACCCCUAUACAUAGUUAUAUAUAUAUGUUUUGAUGUGUAAUCGUAAGUGUAAACUGCAUGAGGACAUGGCAACGAAAUAUGGAGCUAAAAAGGAGUUCGCAUUGCUUGUGUUAACUGUGUCCCCUUGGAAGAAACGAAUUAGGUGUAGUAGAACUCUUACCAUACAUAUUUAUCUAGUUGUAUAUAUACACAUAUAUGUAUAGAUAUAUGUGAAAAAUUGUUUCAAUAUGUCUUGCUACCAAUCUGGCUCCCAACUCCCUUUCGUUAGAUCCUAAGAUUGGCCCCGCAACAGUGCUUAUUUAAGCUGUAAGGCAAGGUAGGCGGCGAAAACAAAAAGCAAUAAUCGGAGAGGAGAAAAGGAAAUAAAACACGUAAAUUAAUUGUAAAGAAAUUCUUAUUAUUACGAUUACGAUUUAAAAAAGAUCAUGUGAACCAAGUUAGGGGUUCAUUUUAGUAAUUAAUCAUACGCAUAUUGUAAUUAUAAAUUAUAACUAUUAUUGCUAAUUAUUUAAUCAAAGGAGGAGAACACACAUUUUAGCUUGUAAUGUACAAUUCAUAGCCUCAACCAAUUUAGUACUUCCAAUUACAGAAACAUUAAAAGCCGAAAGAAAAACCAA